UUUCUGAAGUUACAGUUACGGAGCGUUGCACACACGCAAUGACCCAAUAGAUGAAAAAGUAUAUGCGCAAAGGGUAAGGCUGUCAUUUCAUUACUUCUCUCUCUCUGCGCUGCACUGCACAUUCUUUUGAAGGAUAUUAUCACCGAUUCACUGUACUAGCUCGCCUCACCAUUUCCUCCCAAUUCUGUUCUUUGAUUCACUCAAAUAACACUCAGGUAAAGAAGAGAUCAUCGUGUGAUGAUGCCGGAUCCAUAUCCUGUGCAUCCAGAUCAAGUGGGAGAAUAUGAUCAUGAAAGCUUGUUUCAUAGCAACGGCAGUGACUAUGCCAAACCAGGCUCAAUGAGCAGUCCGCAGAAUGAGCAUUUCGUACACAAGGAGGAAUAUGUGCAAAAUGAGGAUAUUGUGCAGAUUGCUCAUGCUGCACUGCAGAAUGAGCUAUUUGCGGAGAAUGAUAAUGAAAUGGACAAUAAUUUGGAGAAUGAUAUGCAGAACGAGCAACAUGUGGUUUCCUUUGAAAGUAAUGGUACCGUGAACAGGAUGGAGGAAAAUAACUUGCUUUGGCCAGUUCUACCUGGUGAAUCUGGUGAAGGAUUGCCAUAUGCUCCAAUUGAUUGGCCAUAUCCUGGUGAUAUUUGGACUUGGAGAGUAGGAAGGAGGUUUAAUACUUCUGGCUACUUCCAAGAUAGAUUUCUGUAUAUUCCAAAACGUCUUGGAAAACAGACAUUUGCAAGCAAGAAUGCAGUUGCAAAUUAUAUUACAUCAAACUUCCCAGGUGCAGAUGUGGAUGCAUUUUUUGCAUCAUUUGCUUGGAAGAUCCCAGUAAAAGUGCAAUCUCCAACGAAAGUGGAACCUGCCCCUCCACUGCCGCCGGAAGAAAAGGUAACAGGUCAAGAAGAAGAGAAAGCAAAUAAUGUUCAUUCUUCCCUGAGGAAAAGAAGAAGUACUGUAACUGCAUCAUCAACACCUAAGCAAACAGAAGAGAAUGGGGAACCAUUAUCAUCCACGCCUAAGCGAAGAAAACAAAGUGGAGCCAAAUUGUCAUCCACACCUAAACCUAAGCGCACAAGACAGAGUGGAGGUAAAUCAUCAUCCGCGCCUAGGAAGAGCAAACAGAAUGAAGCUGCAUUAUCAUCCACAUCAAAGAAAAAAACUAGGCAACCUUCUAGAAGAUCCUCUCGAUCUGUCCCUGACAUUGAAGUUGUGGAGGAACCAAUAAUAGAGCCAAUUCCAGAAGAUUUUGAUAACUAUCUCAGCUCUUUGGAAGAUAUUCUCACCCAGCCUCUUGCGAUGACCACAAUACCCUCUUCUACAACUGCUGAUUCUGCUGCUACUCAAAUCGAAAUGGCAGAAGCUCGAAACAAGCUUUCUUCCCUUCUUGUUAUGGAUUUUCCUUCAUUGGUUUCAUCGAAGUGCAUUACUGAACUGACAACUCUAGCAUCCAAACUUCGAACAGAUCCUACCAUGAAUGCUGAACAACUUGUUAAACUGAAAUUGAUCGAGGAAAUCCCAACAUUCAGUGAGGUUUAUCUGGAGAGUAGGGAAUUAAUAGAUCAGGUUGAUGAAUUCUUUGCUACUCUUGAGGGUAAAAGGGCCAAAGUUGCUUCCUUGAAAAACGAGUAUAGUGAAUUGAAGGAAAAGGCAGACCAGCUGCAAUCCCAGGUGGACGCAAACUCUUUGGCUGUAGACGAAAUUGACAGACAAAUUGCUCUACUUAGAUCCAGGAGAGCGGAGAUCACAAAUGCAAUUGAGACUAACAAGGCAGCGAAGUCUGAGGUUAACACUGCUCAAAGAAUGGUAGCAAGUGCAAUUCCAAAAGUUGUCCAUGAAAUUCAACUUGCCAACUCUAGGAUGCCAGAGCUGGAGCUAAAAAAGACAAAUGCAGUCAAGCGUGAAGCUGAAAUUCGUGCAAAAUUUGCCCCUCUAGAAUGGUUUUCCCUUUAAAUAAUGUCUGUAGGGCUAUGUUUUCACUUUUUCAUGUUUAUGGUUACUGUUUUCCUUUCUUCUUUUUUUUUUUUUUUUUUUACUGUUAUGUAGCUCGCAUCAAUCCCCGAUGCUGUAAUUUUUACUAAGUCUUAUAAUCUUAUUUAGAAAGUACGUGGGCCU
Molecule: messenger RNA, 2103 nt
Organism: Ricinus communis (castor bean)
Lineage: Eukaryota; Viridiplantae; Streptophyta; Magnoliopsida; Malpighiales; Euphorbiaceae
Exons: 4
Coding region: 238-1941 (567 amino acids)
Source: RefSeq, a predicted model, not a curated record